UCUCUCUCAAUGAAGACAGGCUGGAAUGAUCCAAACCCUAACCCCACCACAUAUAUUAUCACUUACGCACAAUUAAUGAGAGGCCCUUUAAAAAAAUGAUGUAUCUUCACAUACUACCCAAAAACAAAAUCCCAGAACAAGAAAAAAAAAGGUGAAAUUCUUGCAUAAUAAAAGUGGGAAAACAAAUUAAAUUAGGAAAAGAUUAAAAAAAAAAGAAGAUUGAAAAAAGCAGGUGUAAGAAAGGAGUUUGUGCUCUUUUCUUGUUGCCUCUGCCAAGCAUCUUUUUUCUCGCUUUUGUGCUCUUUUUCUGAGUCCCAUUUCUUUACCUUCCUUGUUUCUGCUAUCCUACUUAAAUUUUAUCCAUUUUUUAUUGUCAAGUUUCUCUCUUUCUCUCUGCUUUGAGUGAUUCCAUAGCUGCUAUUUCUACCCAUUUCUUCUUGCUGAUCACACCUCUGAUUCUUGUUCCAUAUUUUUUGUUUUUGCUUAAAAUCUUUCCGGCAUUUGAUCAUCGCAAAAGAAUCCCUUUUUCGUCAUCUGACAAUAUUUAUAUAAUUAUAUAUUUUCCCCCUUUGUUCUGGGCUUUUGUUUUUGGUGCCCUUGUUGGAUUUGCCGUGGGAUUUCAUUUCCACUGGCAAAUUCUGCGGUAAAUUCUUUCUGGGCUUGUGCUGAUCAAGCUCAAAAUUAAGUCCUUGGUAAAACCCUUGUGAAUUCAACCUUGAAAUGGUUUGAAUUUCUUCCCCAAUCUUUGACUACAUAAAUUGCUCGAUUUUUCCAACUUUUUGGCUCUUGAUUCCAUGGGACUUUGUCAUGGAAAACCCAUUGAAACACCAGAUAAUCUCUCUGGAAAUUCGAUAAACCCAGGUGAGACCAAUGAACUCACACUCAAUUCAACUGGCAAAACCCCCAAAUUCCCAUUCUAUAGCCCUAGCCCAUUGCCUAGUUUAUUCAAGAACUCCCCUGCUAAUUCCAGCAGCGUUACUUCGACCCCUCUCCGGUUCCUGAAGCGGCCGUUUCCGCCGCCGUCGCCGGCGAAGCACAUCAAAGCGUUGCUAGCUAGGAGGCACGGCUCUGUGAAGCCCAAUGAGGCCACCAUACCUGAAGGGAGUGAGUGUGAGAUUGUUGGGUUGGAUAAGAAUUUUGGGUACUCGAAGAGUUUCACCAGUCACUAUGAGAUAGGGGAGGAGGUUGGUAGGGGCCACUUUGGUUACACUUGCUCUGCUAAAGGGAAGAAGGGGAGCUUGAGAGGGCAGGAUGUGGCUGUUAAAGUUAUCCCGAAAUCGAAGAUGACUACUGCAAUUGCUAUAGAAGAUGUGAGACGAGAAGUAAAGAUACUACGUGCACUGACGGGGCACAAGAACUUAGUGCAGUUCUAUGAGGCCUACGAGGAUGAAGAAAAUGUCUAUGUAGUGAUGGAGUUGUGCAACGGAGGAGAACUACUAGAUCGCAUACUAUCUAGGGGUGGAAAAUAUGCGGAAGAAGAUGCAAAAGUUGUGAUGGUACAGAUUUUAAACGUUGUUGCAUAUUGUCAUCUCCAAGGUGUGGUUCAUCGGGACCUAAAGCCCGAGAACUUUCUCUUUGUCUCCAAAGACGAGCACUCCUCUUUGAAGGCAAUCGACUUUGGACUCUCUGAUUACGUAAAGCCAGAUGAAAGACUGAAUGAUAUUGUUGGAAGUGCUUAUUAUGUGGCACCUGAAGUAUUGCAUAGAUCAUAUGGAACAGAGGCCGACAUGUGGAGUAUUGGUGUGAUUGCUUAUAUUCUUCUUUGUGGAAGCAGACCCUUCUGGGCAAGGACAGAAUCCGGAAUCUUCCGGGCUGUUCUAAAAGCUGACCCAAGUUUUGAGGAAGAUCCAUGGCCAAAUUUGUCUCCUGAUGCCAUAGAUUUCGUGAAACAAUUAUUGAACAAGGACUAUCGUAAAAGGCUAACUGCAGCUCAGGCUCUUAGUCAUCCUUGGCUGGCUGGUCAUCAUGACGUGAAAAUUCCUCUGGAUAUGAUUAUGUAUAGACUUGUAAAAGCUUAUGUAUGCUCUUCUUCGUUGAGAAAGGCAGCUUUAGGGGCUCUUGCAAGAACUUUGACGAUACCCCAACUAGCCUAUCUUCGAGAACAGUUCGCAUUGUUAGGUCCAAGUAAAAGCGGAUUUAUUUCGUUACAGAAUUUCAAAACGGCCAUGGUGAAGAAUUCAACUGAUGCAGUGAAGGAUUCACGUGUUCUCGAAUAUGUUAAUGUGGUGAGUUCUCUUCAGUACAGAAAGUUCGAUUUCGAAGAAUUCUGCGCUGCAGCAGUGAGUGUACACCAGCUGGAAGGAAUCGCUAGCUGGGAGCAACACGCACGCAGCGCCUACGAAUUCUUUGAGAAGGAUGGGAACAGGCCCAUUAUGAUAGAGGAACUUGCUUCAGAGCUCGGACUUAGUCCAUCUGUUCCGGUCCAUGUAGUUCUACAAGAUUGGAUUAGGCACUCGGACGGGAAGCUCAGCUUCUUGGGGUUUGUAAGACUUCUACACGGGGUGUCCUCCCGCUCAUUUCAAAAGGCUUGAAGCAUCAUCAUCCGCAGCUCGUUCUAUUCACUUAGCCGGUUAUGGUUAGAACUUCAGAGUCUCCAACAACAUUUGCUUGAACAAGGGGCGGGCACCCACCGCGUCCAUGCACAUACCAUUGUUGGGAUGUUGAAAGCUACAGCAGCGGCCGCCUUCAGUAUGUCUCGUUCGUGUAAGUUUUUCGUUUCGCCCCAACUUCUAUUCUGGCAAUGAGAUGUGGAGGAAUGAAUGUAUAGGUGAGAGUGGGUUGGGUUAGUAGCAAAGUGUAUUUCAGGUCUAGAUUUACAGCUUGUGCCUUUGUUGUAUUACUUUGUGUAACCUCUGCACGUAGCUUCUCAAUAAAUCAUAUAAGUGGCAAGAGUUAGUUCCC
Molecule: messenger RNA, 2901 nt
Organism: Salvia miltiorrhiza (redroot sage)
Lineage: Eukaryota; Viridiplantae; Streptophyta; Magnoliopsida; Lamiales; Lamiaceae
Product: CDPK-related kinase 1-like
Exons: 11
Coding region: 795-2531 (578 amino acids)
Biological process (GO): intracellular signal transduction; protein autophosphorylation; peptidyl-serine phosphorylation
Cellular component (GO): cytoplasm; nucleus
Molecular function (GO): calcium-dependent protein serine/threonine kinase activity; ATP binding; calmodulin binding
Source: RefSeq, a predicted model, not a curated record